AUGCUGAUGCUGCUAUUCUCUGUUGUUAGCUUGCUGAACUGGUUGGAGAACCAUUCCUGGUCGUUUCCCCUGUCGCUUCUGUUUCUGCUCAUUUCUACACUUUUCUUUGUAUUGUGGAGAGUCUUUGAAGAGUGCGUGGCAAUCAACAUCCUAUGGGAGAACGACAAUCGGGUACUAUCCGUGGCCACACUCGAGGCGAUGCGCUCGGCAUGCAGCUCCAAAGACCCCCGGACUAUGGAACGACAUGCGUCUCUGCUUCGAGCGAUGCAGAACAAAGUCGCGGUCGUCGAUAACCGACAGGAGCUGUUCGGAUUAGUGGUCACCCGAAGCCUGCGAAAUGGCUGGGUGCUCACAGCCUCGACUUUGAUGUUGUCUUUUGCAUUGCAGAUCACAGAGCCUCUGAUUCUGAAUGGCCUUCUUCGACAUCAUCUUGAGGGAUUGCUGGACCUCAUCGACGGCAUGUUCAACAACGCUGCUGUGGAGUGA
Symbiodinium sp. CCMP2456 is the source of this 486-nucleotide messenger RNA. The record is from the annotation of a GenBank genome assembly. Lineage: Eukaryota; Dinophyceae; Suessiales; Symbiodiniaceae.